AUGCCAAAGGAUUUCUGCCAGGAAAAAUGUAAGAUCCAUAAGAAUGAAAUUGUAAAAUAUUACUGUAAGAAGUGUGACUGCUUUGCUUGCUCAACUUGUAAGAUAAAUGACCAUAAAGAAUGCCCAUCAGUGCAAUAUAUUCCAACACUACUGAGCGAGUUUGAAGAGAAAAGAGAACAUGAAAACUUUGACGACAUGCUAAAAGCUGUUGAAGAAAAACUACAAAGUACCAAAUUUGUCAUUAAACAAGAAUAUGACCGCGUGGAGCAGAUUAAAGAAGAAACAAGAUCAAUAAUCAAAAAGUACAAAGACAACACAGCUAAACUGUUUGAUGAUCUAGAAAGAGAAGUGGUCACUGAAAUUGACAAAAUUGGGUCUGAAGAUAAGAAAAAUCUUGAUGAAGAUUCUAAAAAACUGUCUGAAUUGGAAUCAAGUUUUCAAGUCAUUAAAUCUGAAAAUGACAGCAAGAAACUGACCAACCAGAGAUGCAAAAUAUUAAUUAUGGUCAAAAGUUGUAGCAACAAAGUCAAAUCAAUAAAAAAUAGUCUUGAGGAUUUGAACCAUAAAACUGGAAUACAUGAAGUAAGUUAUGAACCAGCAAACGUAUUAAAAACAACUGGUGACUUCGGAAAACUAAACAUCACUAAGCCUAGAACGAACAUAAACUUGGGGCGCAUUUCUGAAAACAUGAAACAACCUGAAAGAAAUCAGAGAAAAUAUGAAAGUGAAAUAACAGUUUUUGAUAUGAAUGGAAAUAAACUCAAGACUAUAUUCUUUAAUACAGGAGACAGUUUUAAGUUACAUGACUAUCUUACAAUAACAAAGAAUGCUGAAAGUUUACAUAUUUUUGCAUUAAGAACUAAAGAUUUAUUAAAAGUAACUGUUCUUCAUGUGACCCCUGAUGAACAAUACGAAACAUCUUACUCUCAUAAAGACCUUCGGUAUCCAAGAGGAAUGACAGCUGAUGACAGAGGCAAUGUGUAUGUGUGUGGACAUAACUCUCACUAUAUACACCGGCUGUCUGGAGACCUAACCCAUGGAGAAGUUCUGCUGAAUGAGACUGGUGGAAUUGGAGAACCCCGGGCAAUAGGUUAUAGCAAUGAGGAAAAUAAGUUGUUCAUAUUACAAUCAUCCAAUAUGAUAUCAGUUUUCAAAAUUGUGUCGUAA
Messenger RNA from Mercenaria mercenaria, 1167 nucleotides. RefSeq lists its product as uncharacterized. Bases 1 to 1167 code for a protein of 388 amino acids. Gene Ontology annotation, biological process: positive regulation of DNA-templated transcription. The transcript is spliced from 2 exons. Gene Ontology annotation, cellular component: chromatin; nucleoplasm. The record is from RefSeq and is a predicted model, not a curated record. Lineage: Eukaryota; Metazoa; Mollusca; Bivalvia; Venerida; Veneridae. Gene Ontology annotation, molecular function: zinc ion binding; ubiquitin-protein transferase activity.